Molecule: messenger RNA, 2362 nt
Organism: Dufourea novaeangliae
Lineage: Eukaryota; Metazoa; Arthropoda; Insecta; Hymenoptera; Halictidae
Exons: 12
Coding region: 164-2254 (696 amino acids)
Source: RefSeq, a predicted model, not a curated record
UGCGAUCUCGUUCUGCGGCUUGGCCGCGACUAGCGGCGAGACCAACGACGGCGGUGGUAGGGUUGGCGAAGGUAGACCACCGACCAACCGAAAAACGAUCGACGACAGAGGCUCGUUUCUAAUCGAACAACCCCGUUUCGUUCGCGUGUCUGUCGUUACAGAAAUGCCGACAGCUACGUGCUCGAGCACGGGUUGGGAGAAAAUCGGUGGCGUGAAACCGGAAACCGUGAACUCCCAGGCGGUUCUGUUCAGCGCGGUAAACUCGAACGGAAUCACGAGCAGCUGUUUCGAGAGAUGCGAACGCGUCAACUGCACAGCGUUCGUCGUAGAUUUUGCUAGAAGCGUUUGCUACAGCGUCGAAACCGAGGACGACGAGCUCGUGCCGGAAGCCAAUUCGACUUACUAUCAUCGAGUCUGCGUGAAGGUUCCAGCCAGUUGCAAACGGGAGAGACUCUGGCAGGUGGAGAGAACCGCGGGAGCAGUGUUCCUCGAUCCCAACGCGUUCCACUUGCCCCGUUCGAUUACCAGGAAUCAAUGUUACGAGAUAUGCAUAGACACGGGUAGAAGCUGCGAAUCGGCGCAAUUUCGUACCAGCGAGCCACUCUCGUCCAGGGACGCGAUCGGCAGAUGCUCGUUGUCGUUGCACGAACGUGGUACCAGACCACAAGCCUACAGGGCUUCGAUGUACAGGGAUGAGUAUCUUCGGGACCAGUGUCGGCACGUGUCGAAACGAGAAUACUGCUCGUACGCGGAAUUUCGAAACGCGUCGUUACCCUACUCGGACGUCGCUCUGAUCAAUUACGACGAGAAACAGUGCGAGAGAAGCUGCGAUUCCAGCGGCCACGGUUUCCUCUGCCGAGGAUACACGCUGGACAACUCGACUGGCGAGUCGAUCUGCCUGUUACACUCGGAGGACACGAACGGACUCGGCGUUAGCUCAUUAAUCCCCGCGGCGAACGCAAUUUACAGAGAACGGGAACCCUGUUUGGAUCUGCAGGUACGAUGCAACGAGACAACGAUGACGAUCGAGCUGAGAACGAACAGUCCGUUCUUUGGUCGAAUUUACGCGACCGGCCACGCGGAUAGUUGCGGCGCCGAUGGACGAGGCAUGAAUCGCACAGUGUUAACGUUGCCGUUACCUCGGCCGGAACAGAUUCGCGAAAUCGAGCCGCGUUGCGGAUUGAACCCCGCCUUUUCCGUUGACAAUCGAAAUCGAACACGACCACUCGUUUGGACGACUAUCGUGGUGCAGUUCAAUCCUAUUUUGCAACGUCUGGGCGAUCAAGCGGUCCGAGUUGGUUGUUCGUUGAACGACCGUGAACCCCCGGAACCGAAAAACGUCACCAUCCAAUCGAGUUUCAGCUUUCUCGAUCCAAACGCAGGAGUGCCGCCGAUAUCGUCGACCAUAGUGAACGCUUCGUCGGAAGCGCCGACCGUCACGAUGAGGAUUCUCGACGAAAACUCGAAGGACGCGGUCGUUACCCACUUGGGUCAGAAACUUCUCUUAAAGAUCGAACUGAAGCCGGCGAACGGUCCGUACGAUAUCGCUGCCGGAGAUCUCGUGGCGAGUAGCGCUUCCGGAGACGCGUCAUCCCCGCUCCUGGACAAAGUUGGUUGUCCGAUAGAUCCAACCACCUUUCCCCCGUUGUCCAAGGACCCCGCCGACGGUCGAUCGUUGAUCGCGACCUUUGCUGCAUUUAAAAUUCCCAACAGUCUGAUAGUUCGCUUCAAUGUGAUCGUUCGAUUCUGCGCGAUGGAAUGCGUCCCGGCCAAGUGCAACGGCGAUGUACUCUCUUACGGAAAAAGGAAACGCGAGACCGGACCACCGAACGUUCGAGCUUUCGAGGAUGCCAUUCCGGUAGGAGACGAGAUCACUCCGGACCAAUUACCGCUUCAAAUCUCUAUAAUAGUACAUAAUCCUGUCGCAUCAUCGGCGGAUCGAUUGUCGUCGCGGGAGAAACACCCGUCUCCCGACACGGUGCUGAUCACGGGUGCAAACUCCGUGGACGGGCUCUUCUGCGUCAAUGCCAGCCUCGCGCUAAGCCUACUGAUCUUUUGGCUGAUCAUUCAAAUUCUAUUGAUCGUCGGUUGCCUAUUAACGAUCAGCCAAUACAGGCGGGCGGCCCUACGGGCGGAAGAGGAAAGGAUCAACGUCCUCACCAGGCAUCUGUACGGUAUCCACGGUGGAAACUUCGAAAUCGCGCGAAGAGUUCGAUGGGCAGACCAUAACGCGUCGACCUCGUCCCUCGGCUGACGCUCGAUUCUCGCCCGGAUCCGCGAACGUGGCAUUCACUUCUGCCUUUUGUCGCACCGCUGCGACGCGCCAAACCCGAUCGAAUUCCAUCACAGACGAGAUACAAGG